AUGAGCCACAGACACGACCCACUGCGGCUUCAGGCAGAGCUGCAGCAGGAGACAGAAGUCAAAGAAAUGUUGGAGGAGUCUGUGACAGAGCUGAGGAGGACCCUGUGUGAGCUACAGGAGCGGCUGCAGAGCGUGGAGGUGGAGGGGAAUGAAUGGAAGACCAGGUAUGAAACACAAGUGGAGCUGAACGGGCAGAUCAAACGGCAGAUCUCGCUCAUAAAGGAGAAGUUAGAGGACAUGCAGGGAAAUCCUAUUGAUCGUUUGGCUUCUAUACGUUCUUAUGAGGAAAUGUCUACAGAAACAUUAAGUCAGAGACUGCAGCUGUUGACCAGCGAGAAAUCAGACCUUCAAACCCAACUCCAGGACUGUCAUCUCCAGAUCGAACUGGAGGGGAAGGCCUUUCACAAAACCAAUGAUGAGAGGCGGGCGUUUCUGUCGGAGAUGGCAAAGUUGUCGUCAACACUUGAAGUCCCGAGACAUCGCACGAGUCUUCCACAUGGACCAGUGGAAAGCAGACAGAGAAGGGUGAAGCCGAGCAGCCGGAGAGCGGAGGCUGCGGAGCCCGGUCGUCAGCCGCAGGGUCCUGGAGGUGAAGUGGGCGGAGCUUCAGCAGCAGGAGUCACAGCAGAGAGGAGAAAAGAGAAGAGGUCCCAGAGGGGGAGCAGGUUACCCACGCUCCAACACUACCUGAAACACUAG
This is a messenger RNA of Knipowitschia caucasica, 699 nucleotides long. NCBI's taxonomy places the organism in Eukaryota, Metazoa, Chordata, Actinopteri, Gobiiformes, Gobiidae. The record is from the annotation of a GenBank genome assembly.